AUGAAGUUCCUUGCCACCAUCAUCCUCCUUACCUUCUUCGCAGCCAUGAUCAUCGCAGGUGAUUGCAUGAAAGCACCUUUUCAAUGCAAGGGCGUCGGUAAAUCGCGGCUCAUAGCAAACAUACCCGGUUUUGAAGAAUUUGACGACUCUUACAGCAGCAUCAAGUGUGCCCAGGUAGACUGCAGGCGUACCUGCCAACGGAGUCUAGAGUCUUGUCAUGUCCUCUGUGGUGGAGAUGAAGACCUGCCCCGCUGCGCCGUCGGUGUCUCACCCCUUCCCCCAGGUCGUCACAAUAUUGUCCACACCAUACCCACCAACUACACGACCACCCAUCUCAGCAAGAACAACACGCAACCACCCAUACGGGUCGUCUGA
Messenger RNA from Alternaria burnsii, 375 nucleotides. RefSeq lists its product as uncharacterized. The transcript is spliced from 3 exons. The record is from RefSeq and is a predicted model, not a curated record. The coding region runs from base 1 to 375 and encodes 124 amino acids. Lineage: Eukaryota; Fungi; Ascomycota; Dothideomycetes; Pleosporales; Pleosporaceae.